Molecule: messenger RNA, 1392 nt
Organism: Alternaria burnsii
Lineage: Eukaryota; Fungi; Ascomycota; Dothideomycetes; Pleosporales; Pleosporaceae
Exons: 3
Coding region: 1-1392 (463 amino acids)
Source: RefSeq, a predicted model, not a curated record
AUGCAUCCCUUCAAUACUCUUACUGUAUUUGCUACUAUCAUCACUAGCACAAUGGCGCAGAGUACACCAGCACCGCCCCAAAUGACUUUGAUCUAUCACAUGGAAGCAGACCUGGGGGAACGAUUUUCGCUAGGCUCUAUCCCAACGGGGCAAGAACGCAUUGUCAUUCCUAUUGUUGGGGGCACGUUCAAAGGACCUAGGAUUUCUGGCAAAGUCCUUAACCUUGGUGCGGAUUGGCGCCUGACGGACGCGCAAGGAAAGUUUCGACCAGAUGCUCGAUACAAUAUUCAAACCGAUGACGGUACAUAUAUUUAUGUGCAGACUGAAGGCUUGCCCCCUGCAGUGGAUGGCGCACCGUCAAUGUUGCGAGGAAGAUUUGAGACGAGCACAAACGGAACUGCUGCGUGGUUGAAUGAUGUGGCUGCUGUUGGCGUCAUAAGAAGGAACGGCACGUCCAGUGUGUUGAUCGACAUGUGGCAGAUACAUCGCAUCAUGAUGAUGGAUGCGCAACAAUGGCAAAUCCUACCAUCCGAUCUGGUGGAGCUUCAAAUUGGCCAGGUCGACCUUUUGCUGGCUAUGUACCCUGAAGAAACUACUUUCCAUGAAAAUUCUCAAGGAAUACUAGAUAUCUUGCGCGACACCGAUGAUGUCAGGUCUAGAAUCGCUGUCAAACUGACUCCAAGUAUCUCGCUCUUCCUUGAUCUGCCGAUCACAAUUGCCGAAGAAGCCGCUUCAGAUUCCAAGUCGUUGCGCUUAGACAUCGGAGUACCGUUUGCGUACAGUGGGAACAUUGCGCCUUCUGAAUCACCAUCGGUUAGAGUUCGUGUGCAACAACCGAAUUGGAUGAGCAAAGCUGCGACCUCACAGUUGACAGCGGAUAUUCCGGAAGAUGAAGACCUGUUGGGUACCAUUGAGUUCAUUCGAGAAGCGGCAGCCGAAUACCUCGCAAAUAUCGAGACGAAGGAUAUUACCCUAGACACCGCCACCGUGGACUCCGGACCGCUGGUAAGAGUGUGGUUCUAUUUUCCGUCGAUCAGUACGCGUUCCAAGCGCGACGACUUCAUCAAGUACGCGCCGUCCUACCAGCUAACCGGCUUCCUCUACGCUGGCAAACCCGGUCUACUCUGCGUCGAAGGUGGGUCGCAAAGCAUCGAUGACUAUAUGAAGUUCAUCAAGACGGAAAGCUGGGGCGACAUACCCGCGCAUCACAAGAAGGUUAGCGAGCGACAUCGAGAAGAGUGCGAAAAGAGGGUGUUUCUAGACAUGACCGAGAUUACAGAUACGGUUGGUGAAAGACGCGGUCAAAGGGCGAACAGAGGGGAUAUGAAGGCGAUUGAAGAGUGGCUUGUGGAAAGAGGCCUUGGUGACGCUUUUACCAAGGUUUUAAUGUAG